AUGAACGUGAAUAACACGGAGCAGGAUUUUGGCCACGCCAAACCCGAUUCUGACGCUAUGCACCCAAAGAAUAAGGACAGGGCCGACAGACCAGGGCUAACCUCUUAUCUGCGUGCCAAAUUGGACAGCAAGAAGCGGCACGGCAUGGUUGGGUCAUCACAAACG
Messenger RNA from Sphaeroforma arctica JP610, 165 nucleotides. RefSeq lists its product as hypothetical. The annotation marks the transcript as partial. Lineage: Eukaryota; Ichthyosporea; Ichthyophonida. The record is from RefSeq and is a predicted model, not a curated record. The transcript has a single exon.